This is a messenger RNA of Gymnogyps californianus (California condor), 861 nucleotides long. RefSeq names its product quinone oxidoreductase-like protein 2. NCBI's taxonomy places the organism in Eukaryota, Metazoa, Chordata, Aves, Accipitriformes, Cathartidae. Gene Ontology annotation, cellular component: mitochondrion. The record is from RefSeq and is a predicted model, not a curated record. Gene Ontology annotation, molecular function: oxidoreductase activity.
AUGACCCUGGUCCCAGUGGGUGUCCGUUACUGUGGGUUAAAUUUUGCUGGUAUCUUGGCCUGCCAGGGAUUAUAUUGGGAAAACCAUGCUCUUCCCUUCACUCCUGGUGAGAAGGGAUACAGAGUAAUUGGUGUGACUGGUGCUAAAGCUAUGGCAGCAGAGUGUGUCGUUGAUCAGAAGAUGCUGUGGCAGAUCCCUGAAGGUGUCAUACGAGGAUGCAGUGGCAUUGCCAACCGCCUACAGCAGAACCUCACUGGGUACGAGGACACGGUGGCAUUGCUGACCACCUAUGGCACAACCUUGCUGGUUCUUGACCAUAGGGCACAGCUUCAGCCAGGAGGGACAACAGCAGAGAGCAGCUUUUGCGCUGGGUGGUGGGUUUUCCUUUGGUCUCAUGUGAUAGUGGCAGCUGGAAGUGACCCCAAAUAUGAGCUGGCUCUGAAGAACGGCACGAGCCAUAGCAUGAACUACAGCCGGAGCAGACAGAGGAGGCAGAAGCUCACAAGCAGCAGAGGAAUCAAUGUGACCACCGAGGCCGUCGGCAGGGACAUCCUCAAGGCAGCUCUGCAAAGGCUGGCGUGGGAGGGCAGGAUUGUGGGGAUGGAUUUUGCCGGAGGAAAAAUCCCCUCAAUUCCCACUAAUCUGCUGCUUCUAAAGAAUGUGUCUGCUAUGGGAGCAUUGAGUCCGUACCAGGAAGAUGAUUUCCGCAUUUUUUCCUCUAUCUCCUCCAUGCCCCAGUAUUGCCAGGAGGGAAAUAUCCAUCCCCAUGUUGGAGCACUCCUCAAACUAGAGGUAAAUGAAGCCUCCAACCAUACACUCCAGCAUAAGGCCACAGGAAAAGUCAUCAUCUCCAUGAAGUAA